AUGGCCGAUCAGAACGAAAUUAUUCCCGAGGAAGGUGGUGUGAAUAAACAGGCUUUUACUUCAUGCGCCAAGUGCGGACAAAUGAUUGUAGGACAGUUUGUGCGUGCAUUGGCUGGAACUUACCAUUUAGAUUGCUUUAAAUGUCAGGAUUGCGGAACUGUUGUAGCAGCUAAAUUUUUUCCAAUAGAUGGUGCAGACGGAAAGCAACACCCUUUAUGUGAACGUGAUUAUUUUCGGCGUCUCAAUCUUAUAUGUGAAAAAUGUGGCGGUGCUCUUAGAGGAUCUUAUAUCACUGCACUUGAAAAAAAAUUUCAUAUUGAACAUUUUACAUGCUCUGCGUGUCCAACGGUAUUUGGACCUCAGGAUUCCUAUUACGAACACGAUGGCCAAGUUUAUUGCCAUUAUCAUUAUUCUACACGAUUUGCUGUAAAAUGUACUGGUUGUAAAACUGCUAUUUUGAAACAAUUUGUGGAAAUUAAUAGAAAUAAUAUUGAUGAGCACUGGCAUCCAGAAUGUUAUAUGAUCCAUAAAUUCUGGAACGUUAAAUUGGCAGCACAAAUAGAUGAUGAACCUGGUUCUUAUGACGUUCCUUCGUCAGCUGAGGGCAUAACGCCUGAAAAAUUAAAACAACAACAAAAAGCUAUAGAAGAAAAAGUUUACAACAUAUGGACUGUACUUUCUGCAUUCGAAGAAAUGUCUGCCGCAUGUAUCUCUGAUAUGCUUCUUCACGUGUCAAAUGGAGCUUACUUCGAAGGUGUAAAAAUGAUAGAGAGAUUUAUCAAUCAUGUCGAUAUUUUAUUUUCUGCAAUUGAUGAUUUAGAAGUUCAAUUAAUGCAAGCAAGUGGUCAAGGUUUACAACAUAAUAGGGAGGCCAAAAUGCUUUGCAAGAAAAUUGUCAAUUUUUUUUCAUUAUUGGCACAUACUCAAGAAGCAGGUGUUAGAAAAUUAGGCAUCACACAGGAACUUCUAGCAUUAGUAACAGGUUUAGCUCACUAUUUGAAAAUUCUAAUUAGAAUCGCACUUACUGGUGCCUUAAAAUUGGAGCGAGACUUUAAUAAUCCAUUGGCAAUUGGUCAAUUUUUAAAUAAACUCGUCGAACUUACGAAAAAGGAAGGGAAGCAAGUUUUAGAUUAUUCAAAUGUAGACAGUGAAAUUACGUCCGAUCUGUGUCAUGUAUGUCGAAUCACUGUUGAAGAAGAAUGUUACAAAUAUGGACAUUAUCGUUGGCAUAUUGGUUGCUUGAGAUGUUCUGGUUGUUCUCGAGAGCUACGCACCAUAUAUCGUGACGCUACAUUUAACCAGAUUACUGAGAUGUCGUUCUGUCCUGCUCAUACAAGUGAACCAGUUGCACCUGGGUAUCAAUAUGUCACACAGUUAGAACAAUACACAUAUUUGUUACGUAUUGAAUUAUCUCGCAUGUAUAAUUUAUUGAAACGUAAAGAUGAGCAUAGUCUAUCGGAUUACGAUGAAGUUCGUAGUGGUCGGAAGGCUAACAAAGAAGAAGCUGGUCUUGUUCGUAAAGAUUCACGAUCAAAGUCCUAUUCUAGUGGAGACAAAGAUAAAGCAUUUGUAUCUAUUAAUACAAGUGAUAUAAAGCGUAUGAAGUCUGUUAUGGAUCGUAAAUUAUCAAAUUCUGCGAAAUUUGCCAAGACUUCCAGGGUAAUAGAGCAAGAACAACCCAAUACUCCUCAAACUCAGGACGAAACUUCUAAGGAUAAAUUGGCUAGAGCACCUUCACAACAUCAUGUCAGAAUUAUUGAUGAUAAAAUGCCUGAUUCUCAGAACAGUGACGCUCGUAUGAAAUUUGACCUAGAGAAUGAAGCAAUUACAUUAGCAGACAUUUCAGCGAUUGCAGCUGCGGAAAUGUCAACAGAAGAAAAAUCAGCGAAAAAAUUACACCGAGUAUCGCGUACUAAACUUUACUUGUCUGAACUUUCAGGCCUGGAGUAUUUUAUUGUAAGGCAUGUAGCCGUCCUCAUUCUGGAACAAUACCUUAAAGAUUUUUUCUCCUUGGAUGAGUUAUUAGACAUAAUUGGAUCUAAGAAGACAACACUUUGGUCGAAAUUUGUACAGCAGAUUAGACCUAAAGAAGUGCCUGUAAAGAAAAAAGGUACGUUCGGUGUACCCCUAGAAGUUCUAGUCGAGAGAUAUGGUGUAGACUCAGUACUUGGAGCAGGACCUGGUCGAAUAAGGAUUCCUAGUUUUGUAGACGACAGCAUAUCAGCUAUGAAAACAAUGGAUAUGUCUGUCGAAGGCAUAUUCCGUAAAAAUGGCAAUAUUCGACGUUUAAAGGAUCUUAGUGAAGCCAUUGAUAAAAACCCUUCAUCAGUUAAUCUCGCUGAAGAUAAUCCAGUUCAGGUUGCCGCGUUAAUGAAAAAGUUUCUUCGUGACUUACCUGAUCCGCUUCUUACUUUCAAAUUACACAAGCUUUUUAUAGUAACACAAACUUCCUUUUCUCAUGUAGAUGAGGAAACAGGCAGUAAGAUGGAUUUGCAUAAUCUUGCAACCGUGAUUACUCCUAACAUCUUAUAUUCAAAGUCAAAAGAUCCUAUCAAAGAUGAAUCAUUUUUAGCGAUUGAAGCAGUUCAUAACUUGUUAAGGUAUCAAGAUGAUUUCUGGGUGGUUCCUGAAGACUUAGCUACAGUUUUACGCGAUCAAGAUCUAAUCAAUAAUCUCGAGAGACUAACACCAAAAGACAUUAUGAAACGUUGCGAAAAUCUUGUCAAAUUAAACCACUCGCAAUCUACGAAUACUAAUAAUGACGAUGAUUCUAGUGAAGAUUUUGUAAAAAUUUCAUCGGAGAAUUUUUCGAAUUAUCCUUAUCCAACACAGGUAGACCAAGGUGGGGAAAGCCGUGAUGAUUCGAAUCUACAUGCUUCUUCGUCAUCUUUGGCUAAUGAAGUUUCUAUUCCGGUGGAGCAACGAGCAUCUUGA
Messenger RNA from Dentiscutata erythropus, 2934 nucleotides. NCBI's taxonomy places the organism in Eukaryota, Fungi, Glomeromycota, Glomeromycetes, Diversisporales, Gigasporaceae. The record is from the annotation of a GenBank genome assembly.